UCCAGGCUGCCAACAAGGACGCACCGGGGCGCACAUUUGAGGACGCGCUCCGAGGACGCACAUUUUAAUGACAAGAAGCCGCGGAUGAAGAGAGGUUAGCUUCAGCUGGGAACUUCUCAAGAAUAUCCAUCAUUUGAGUUUAUUUCAGCAGACGUCUCUGCCACCAUGGGUGUGAAGAUGCUCCAGUGUUUUCCUUUCUACAGACGCUGUAAAGAGCGCUGCAAGAGCAGGCAGUGCCCCCCAGCGGCAGUUCCCAUCGAGGAGAUGAAGCCCCGCCUGUGCUCCACGACAUCCUGGAGUAGUGACAGCGAAGGAGCAGGAAGCCUGAGUCGGGGCUCCCAGAUAUACUUCUCCACCAAGGCCAGGCUGUCUUUCAGACACCAGCUGGACAGCAACAUCAACGCAGUGGACGCCACCUACUGAGCGGGGCUGCAGAGGAGAUAAAUGGACUCCAGCGUCACAGUUUUCCGUUGCCUAUUCAUGCUUGGAGCCCGAAGUGCAGACCGAUAGCCGAGCAAACGCAUCUAUCAUCGUCACCCUUCAGGUGUGAUCAGCAGUAGCCGUGCACUGCCACAGAUCGCUUGUUAACCCCUCGUUACUCGCCGCCCGCAAAGAGCUCUCGAUGACUGAUCAGAUUCAACAGUGGACUGGGGAAAACAGACGACAACAGACUUGGUUUGCAGUCUCUGUGCAUUAAGAUUUCACAAGACUGUACUCUGAAUGGAGCAGACCCACUUUCCAAACGGACACGAUGCUGAUGUGAGAGAACACAACGUAGAGACUUGUUUACAGUAUUCACAACCAAAAAGUGCAUUACUUUUCGGGGAUUUUUUUUUUUUUUUUUUACUGCGUUUCUUUUUUCUUUUUAUUAUCUCUUUUUUUGGACGACCUUUGUGGAAGAAAGAAAUGCUUGUUCAUGUGAAACAGGGGCACAAAGCAGGACAAGGACGAUGACCUUCAAAGUACGAUGAAGAAUGCCAUCAUCAAAAUGAGUUAUUGAGUCAUAUUUUUAAACCUAUUUUUGACAUUUCUUAGAAACAGGGAGGGUUUAGUUUCUAAUCCUGCUCUGUGACAAAACCCCUGUACACUUACAAUGAAAAAGUUUGCAUUUUUAUAAAAGCCAUUAACCUGAAUUAUAGAAAAACUGCAUAGGAGCCAUGUUGACACUAUGUUUAUUGUUUGCAGACCUAGUUUGAGGAUGCUCAGCUUCUGUUUUUUUGCCUCUUGUUAGCUAGCAUGAAGUAAACUGAGCUGCACAACAAAUUUCUGUUUUUUGUUUGGCUUCAGCACACUCUAAUUUCUUUUCUUUAAUAUUUUUAUAAUUAAAAGAAAAAAAGCCUCCAUUCAAUAUUAAAAUGCAUUUACUUUUUUAACAAAGUCUAAUUGCUGAUUUUAUAGGAUGAACAGGGUUCUGUGUUUGCCUACAAUGAACAGAUAUGAAUGUAAGUGCUGAUCCCACAAGACAAACUUCAGUGUUUGUGCUUUUAAUGCAAAAUGUUUUAAUCUACAGUACAUCAACAGACCCUUGACAUAAUUCUUUACUAACAAAAUAACAAAAAGUUCUGUUAAAAACGUCUCGAGUUUUUUUUAAUUGGUGGUGAAUUUGAAGUUUUGCUGCAUUAAACAUGGAGAUCCCAUUCAGUCAUGUACAGAAAAUAAUGCGGAACA
Chelmon rostratus (copperband butterflyfish) is the source of this 1668-nucleotide messenger RNA. RefSeq lists its product as uncharacterized. The transcript has 3 exons. NCBI's taxonomy places the organism in Eukaryota, Metazoa, Chordata, Actinopteri, Chaetodontiformes, Chaetodontidae. Bases 166 to 423 code for a protein of 85 amino acids. The record is from RefSeq and is a predicted model, not a curated record.